AGAACGCGUAGCCAAGGAGGGGGAAUGCUGGGAAAUGUAGUUUACCAAAACAUAGACUUCCCGGACGCGAGGAGGAGUGUGGACAGCCCGGAGCUGGAGUCCCGGGGCAACCGGAGCCCCAGGAUUGGGGGAUGGGGAACUGCCUGUCAUCGCAGACUGCAGAUGAUCUGUCCCUGCUCAACGACUCAGACGGCGCUAGCCUGCCCGGGGAGCCCCCACCUCCAUACCAGGAGCGGCAGAAUGUUCCCGUCUACCACCCGACACCUAGCCAGACCCGCCUUGCAACGCAGCUGACGGAAGAGGAGCAGGUGUGGAUUGCCCAGAGGAUUGGCCUCAUACAGCACUUACCUAAAGGCAGAUAUGACCCGGGGUCCGAACCUUCCGAGAAGAAGCCAAAAGAGUGUGUGAUCUGUAUGCUGGAUUUCGUCAGUGGGGCUCCUGUCCGCUUCCUGCCUUGUAUGCACGUCUACCACAUGGAGUGUAUAGAUAAGUGGCUGAUGCGGUCGUUCACGUGUCCGUCCUGCAUGGAGCCGGUGGACGCCGCACUCCUCUCUUCCUACGAGACCAGCUGAAUGGACGGCAUCCUCCAGAUGUGUGGUAACAUGGCGGCCUGCUUUGAAGUAUUGCUUUGUGCUUUGGCCAAAAUAAAGUCGAUGUGGUGUGA
Messenger RNA from Bufo gargarizans (Asiatic toad), 664 nucleotides. RefSeq names its product RING finger protein 11-like. Bases 132 to 572 code for a protein of 146 amino acids. The record is from RefSeq and is a predicted model, not a curated record. The transcript is spliced from 3 exons. Lineage: Eukaryota; Metazoa; Chordata; Amphibia; Anura; Bufonidae.